Messenger RNA from Miniopterus natalensis, 1888 nucleotides. It is a transcript of the gene MTFR1L, whose product is annotated as mitochondrial fission regulator 1 like. The record is from RefSeq and is a predicted model, not a curated record. Gene Ontology annotation, cellular component: mitochondrion. Gene Ontology annotation, biological process: mitochondrial fission; aerobic respiration. NCBI's taxonomy places the organism in Eukaryota, Metazoa, Chordata, Mammalia, Chiroptera, Miniopteridae.
AGGAGCCCGAGACUGAGGAAGGGAACGCUGGUGUUUCGUAAGAUGGCCUGAUAUGAAGGAAUCAAGCCUCCCGCCUCCCCAAGCUGCCUUGUCCUUCAAGUGCAGAAGCCAGUUGAAAUGUCAGGAAUGGAAGCCAAUGUGACCAUCCCAAUCUGGCAAAACAAACCACAUGGGGCUGCUCGCAGUGUAGUGAGAAGAAUUGGGACCAACCUGCCCCUGAAGCCAUGUCCUCGAGCAUCCUUUGAGACCCUGCCCAACAUCUCUGAUCUGUGUCUGAGGGAUGUGCCCCCAGUCCCUACUCUGGCUGACAUCGCCUGGAUUGCUGCAGAUGAAGAGGAGACAUAUGCCCGGGUCAGGAGUGAUACACGCCCCCUGAGGCACACCUGGAAGCCCAGCCCUCUGAUUGUCAUGCAGCGAAAUGCCUCAGUGCCCAACCUGCGUGGGUCCGAGGAGAGGCUCCUGGCCUUGAAGAAGCCAGCCCUGCCAGCCCUGAGCCGUACCACAGAGCUGCAGGAUGAGCUGAGCCACCUGCGCAGCCAGAUUGCUAAGAUAGUGGCAGCUGAUACAGCUUCGGCUUCAUUAACGCCAGAUUUCUUAUCUCCAGGAAGUUCAAAUGUCUCUUCUCCCUUACCUUGUUUUGGAUCCUCAUUCCACUCUACAACUUCCUUUGUCAUUAGUGACAUCACCGAGGAGACCGAGGUAGAGGUCCCCGAGCUUCCAUCAGUCCCCCUGCUUUGUUCUGCCAGCCCUGAAUGUUGCAAACCAGAACACAAAGCUACCUGCAGCUCGUCUGAAGAAGAUGACUGCGUCUCUCUGUCCAAGGCCAGCAGCUUUGCAGAUAUGAUGGGGAUCCUGAAGGACUUUCACCGGAUGAAACAGAGCCAAGAUCUGAACCGGAGUUUAUUGAAGGAGGAGGACCCUGCCGUCCUUAUCUCUGAGGUCCUAAGAAGGAAGUUUGCUCUGAAGGAAGAAGAUAUCAGUAGGAAAGGAAACUGACAGCACUCAGCUCUGCACACUCAGUCUCAUGCUCCUGGAAUUCCUUCAGUAGCUGCCUUUCUCACUGCAGAUGUUUCUGCCUCUCCGUUAGUUUUCUGCAACAGUCUUGCCGAAAGCUGGAGCUUGGACUGAAAGAAGAGCUGGAUUAUAUGUUUCACAUACUUCAAACCUUAGCAGAAGCUAAGGCCCAAUUUGAGCUGAGACACUUGUUACAGGUAAAUGUAUAGAUCGGAAUGUUUCAGUCUAAAGGCUGAGCUAUAAGUUUCAGGUUUUUCCUUGCCCUUGUGUGAAAAUCGGUCCUGAAUGAGUUAAUUCACUGCAUAGACCCCAUAACUGGUCUCACAGGACACUUUGUGCCCAGCUGUCACUCUCAGCAGCUUCCUUGCAGCAGAGCAGAGCUGAGGGAGCUAUCAGUGUUUAUGUACAUGUUCACAGGGCAGGAAAAAUCCUAUGCUGCUCCAUCACAAACCAACACCAAUGCCCAGCAAUCACCCUCUCCUGUGUCCAACACCUAGAUGUAGAGGUCAGGCCUCUGGACCAGCUGACAUUUGGGCUGCAUCUAGGAGGCCUGGGCUGUUUUUUUCUUAAAUUUAUUUUGUAAUACUGUACAACCACAUCUACCCUCCAAGGCCCUGGGGCCUCAUUGGUUCCACUGAUUGAACUUUUGCUCUUCCAUGGACUUUAGUUUAAGCCCAGUAGGAAAGAGAAAUCAGGAGGGGAAAGAAAAUACCAUCUUUCUUCCAGGCCCUUGACUGCUUCUUUGCAUUGGGCCAAGGUUUGUACCCACACCAUGCAUGACUCAGACACCCUCAGGUCCCUUUCUCUGCAGUAUGUAUCCUGUGUGUUUGGGUUGAAGCACUACCUGACAUUAAAAGAAGGAUUUGGCAAGAUA